Molecule: messenger RNA, 3082 nt
Organism: Andrographis paniculata
Lineage: Eukaryota; Viridiplantae; Streptophyta; Magnoliopsida; Lamiales; Acanthaceae
Product: SWI/SNF complex subunit SWI3D
Exons: 7
Coding region: 70-2832 (920 amino acids)
Molecular function (GO): protein binding; zinc ion binding
Source: RefSeq, a predicted model, not a curated record
AGCUACUUCACUCGGCGGAUGAAUGCAUUUCGCUGAGGCAGACUGAGGAAGAAGAAAUCGCGCAGCACUAUGGAAGAGAAGAGGCGAGAUUCAAUCGGAACCCCUCCGCCGCCGUCGGCCGGGGCGGAUGGGGCGACGCCGGAGCAGCCUACGACUCGGCGGAGCCGCGGGGGGCAGAAGAGGAAAUCGACCUCUAUCAACAGCGUUGGCAGCGGAUCGAACCCUCAAACGACGUCGUCCAAGAGGCAGGCUCGGGAGAAGCCGCCGCCGGUGCCUUUUCCUUCGAUCCACAUGAAUGGACCUUGCACUAGGGCGCGCGUGCAGCCGUACAACUGGAAUAGCUUCUCGGAGGUGGUUGCGGUGAAGAGCGAGGCGGAGGUGCGGGAGGCGGCGGCGAAGGCGGAGGAGAUGAUUAGAGCGAACGAGAAUUGGCAAGCGUUGGGGGCUAAGAUCGAGGCCGAUUACGAGGCUAUUAGAUCGAGGGAUGCGAGUGUUCAUGUGGUGCCUUUUCACGCUGGAUGGUUUUCAUGGACAAAAGUUCAUCCAAUGGAGGAGAAGAUGCUGCCUUCUUUUUUUAAUGGAAAAUCUGAGAGUAGGACUUCAGAGAUAUAUAUGGAGAUACGGAAUUGGAUAAUGAAGAAGUUUCAUUUCAACCCUAAUGAACAAAUUGAGACAAAACAUCUUUCUGAGAUUAAAGUUGGAGAUUCGGAUGCUCAGCAGGAGGUGAUGGAGUUCCUGGAUUACUGGGGCUUGAUUAAUUACCACCCAUUUCCGUUACAGGAGUCUUCUGCAAUAGCAGUUGACAAUGAUGCUGACAAGGAUGAGAAUGGAAAAAAUGUCUCGCUAGUUGAGAACUUAUUUAAGUUUGAAACUGUUGAAUCAUGGACUCCAGUUGUUCCAAGAAUGAAUACAACAAUGCCAAGUGCAUCAUCUGGUUUGCUUCCAGAAUCUGUAGUUGCUGAUGAAUUGGUGAGGUCUGAGGAGCCUCGUGUUGAGUACCAUUGUAAUUCUUGCUCAGCGGACUGUUCAAGAAAGCGCUAUCAUUGCCAAAAGCAGGCUGAUUUUGAUUUAUGUGCUGAUUGUUUCAACAAUGGGAAGUUCGGCUCAGAUAUGUCCCCAUCCGAUUUCAUUCUUAUGGAACCAGGAGAAGUUGGUGGUGCUAGCGGAGGGAACUGGACAGAUCAAGAGACACUUCUUCUGCUUGAAGCGAUAGAAUUGUUUAGAGAUAACUGGAGUGAGAUUGCUGAGCACGUGGCAACGAAAACAAAGGCUCAGUGUAUACUUCACUUUGUUCAAAUGCCAAUUGUAGAUGCAUUUUAUAAUCAUGAUGAUGAAGUUAACGACCCUCCCAAAGACAAUGAAGCACCAGUUGCCACCACUACUGAAAACUCAGCUAUGGAAACCGAUCAAGAUGGAAAUGCAAUUCCUCAAGAGGUCCUUCCGAAAACAGAAAGUCAAGAAGGUGCUACUGAUAAUCAAGACCCAUCGUGUCCGACGGACACAUCAAAGCCAGAUGAGAUCAAUGUAUUAGAUAAGAAUUCCGAGGGUGGGGAAAGCUUUGUGUUGAAGGCCCUCCAGGAAGCAUUUGAAGCUGUGGGUUCUCUUCCAGCACCUGGGGAAAAACUCUCUUUUGCUGAAGCUGGUAAUCCUGUGAUGGCAAUGGCAGCAUUCCUAGUGCGUUUGGUGGACCCCACUGUGGUCACAGCAUCAGUUCAUAAUCUUUUGAAAUCUCUAUCGAGCCAUUCUUCCAGCGAGCAUCUUGCUGCCCGACAUUGCUUCCCUUUGGAGGAUCCACCAGAUGAUAAGAAGAAUCAGACCAAUGUGGAAGGAGCAUUAACUGAAACAAUUGAACAUGAGGCUCAUAAGAACAAGAAUAAUCAGGCCAAGAACAAAGAAGGAACACCUGAAUCAGUUGUCAAUGAGAAUAGUUCACAAGAUGAGACUGAAGCCAGCAAAGAUUCUUUAUCUCAAGAACAUGAAAAAAUGGAUUCUGCUUCUGAAGGUCAGAAAUCUGUUUCAGACAAGUCUGAUACUGUGAAGGAGCCUGAUGAAAUGGUUGCAUCUGACAAAGCCCAACCAGUCUCUGCAAGGGAACCAAGCAGCACUAAAUCUCGUAAAGAUCGUGAAAACUUGACUGUCUCAGUGCACCAUGCAGAGGCUGAAUCCAAGCUUGUGAAAGAAUCAGAAGACAAAGCUUCAGCUGGGGAUGCCUCUCAGCCUAAAGAGCAUAAAAAAGAUGAGAAAAUGACAUCAGAGGCUGACUUGUCGGCAUCAUCUUCAAUAAAUGGGAAAGAAACAAAUACAGGUGAAAAAAGCGAAACUGAUAGCGCUAAAGAGGAGCUAAAUAUCGACAAGCUUAAGAAGGCUGCUGUAACUGCUCUUUCGGCUGCUGCAGUGAAAGCAAAAUUUCUUGCAGACCAAGAAGAAGAAGAGAUACUUAAGCUCACCACAAUGCUCAUCGAAAAACAGGUGUACAAGCUGGAGACCAAAAUGGCGUUCUUUCAUGAUAUGGAAAAUGUGAUGAUGCGGGUGAAGGAGCAAUUGGAUAGGUCGAAGCAGAAACUUUUUCAUGAAAGAGCACAAAUUAUCGCGACAAGAUUUGGCAUGUCAGCAUCUGCUCGUCCCAACAUGCCGGGUGCACCUUCAAACAGAGCUGCGCCGAAUGUUCCCAACCCGACACCAAGACCCCCUUUUAUGGGCAUGAACUCCCUUAGGCCCCCUUUUCCGAGACCGCCGAAUCCAAAUCCUAGUUCGGCUGCUACUUUUGCAGCAGCUGCGAGUAACAACACAGCGCCGGGUUCUGCACAGCCCAACACAGCAGGCAUGAAGUAGUUGCUUCGAUUGCCUGCCUGCUGCCAUGUAAGUUCCUUCCAACUGUCGCCUUGAACGCUUUUACUUAUAUAUAUAUAUACACCAAAGAUUUGGGCAGAUAAACUGACUGACUGACUGACUACAUAUGUUAUGAUCGAUAUUACUAAAAACUCAGAGAGCUUCUAUGUGUAGGAUAUUAUGAUAUUCUUUGUGUUGUGUGGUUUUUUGUACUUUGGCUUAGUUUUAACUAAUGACCCCUUUUGAACUGCUU